AGGGACUAGAGGGAAAGGCCAACCCACACGCAUUUAGGAACUCAUGCAUUCACCCACACCACAUGCUCAUACUUCUAUUUCCUUUAUUCAACACCUGUAUCUUCUUCUCUUUCUUUUUUGUGCUCUUUAAAAAUGAGGGAAGUCAUAAGUCAACCUCGCCUCAUAAUUUGGUCUUGGCUCUUCAAUGCACCACCUCUUUUGUCUUUUUCCCAUUAUUAUUAUUAGUAGUAGUAUUUGGGAUUCCUCCGAGUCUUCUAUAUAAUUCACCGUUCUCCGUCAUUCACUCCUUCACCAUGGGAAACAUGAGGGUGCAUCAGUUGGCACGUGGAAUCUGGGAGCACGAACCCUCUCUCUCCCUUGGCUGUAAGCGCUUACGCCCUCUCGCUCCCAAGCCAUCCUCCGUCUCCUCUUUCGACCUCAAGAGCUUCAUUAGACCAGGUAGUAGUGGCCCUACAAAGCUUGGCCCCUCCAACCAUAAACGCCAUUCUCCUCAGGUGGAAACACACCCCGGAGGUACGAGGUGGAAUCCAACGCAAGAACAGAUAGGGAUUUUGGAGAUGCUGUAUAGAGGUGGGAUGCGAACUCCAAAUGCACAGCAAAUAGAACAAAUCACUGCUCAGCUACGUAAGUACGGCAAGAUCGAAGGCAAAAACGUUUUCUACUGGUUCCAAAACCACAAAGCACGCGAGAGACAAAAGAUGAAGCGUAGCAGCCUUGGCCUUGUCCAUUGUGCAACAAACUCGCCUCCCAUAACUACCAUAACGUUGGAUACUAGGGUGGAAAUAACGGAAAGAUCAGAUGAGGAUAGUCCAUAUAAGAGGAAGUUCAAGAGCUGGUCGUUUGAGUACAUGGAAGAAGAUUGCAGAUCGCCAUGUAAAGAGGAGGAAAAUAGAACUCUGGAGCUAUUCCCGUUGCACCCAGAAGCCAGAUAGGAGGAGUUUGAAACUAGAAAAGAAAAAGAAAUAGAAACCCAAUUACCAUAAGGACAAAAACAC
Molecule: messenger RNA, 995 nt
Organism: Hibiscus syriacus
Lineage: Eukaryota; Viridiplantae; Streptophyta; Magnoliopsida; Malvales; Malvaceae
Product: WUSCHEL-related homeobox 4-like
Exons: 3
Coding region: 63-932 (289 amino acids)
Biological process (GO): procambium histogenesis; phloem or xylem histogenesis; cell division
Cellular component (GO): nucleus
Molecular function (GO): DNA-binding transcription factor activity; DNA binding
Source: RefSeq, a predicted model, not a curated record